GUUUGUCACAAGUAUGGUAAUGAUGAUAAGUGUCAAUUCCUCUUUCCACACAAGGUCAUUGAGUUGUCCCAUUUUGAGCUGGAGAUGAAUUCAGUUGUUUUCAUGUGCAAAGAUCCAUAUGUAAAUUAUUUCAAUCCUUAUAUCCUUGUUUUCUGUCAGCACAAUCACAAUAUUAAGUGUAUUCUAUCAGGAAAAGGCACAAAGGCAGCCAUGUUCUACAUUUCCAAUUACAUCACAAAGAUGGAUUCCAAAACCUAUGAGAUGUUGUCCCUGUUG
Messenger RNA from Suillus subaureus, 276 nucleotides. RefSeq lists its product as uncharacterized. The record is from RefSeq and is a predicted model, not a curated record. The annotation marks the transcript as partial. Lineage: Eukaryota; Fungi; Basidiomycota; Agaricomycetes; Boletales; Suillaceae. The transcript has a single exon.